Messenger RNA from Closterium sp. Yama58-4, 2361 nucleotides. The record is from the annotation of a GenBank genome assembly. Lineage: Eukaryota; Viridiplantae; Streptophyta; Zygnematophyceae; Desmidiales; Closteriaceae.
AUGACAUACGAGGAGGAGCAGCGCAAGGCGGCGAUAGUGGAAGCACUGACACACUUCUCGGUGCUCUCGGCCAAUGCCAUGGCGACAGGUGUCACCACCACGCGCAUGCGCCUGCAGCUCAUGAAGAAAUACUCAGAGGUGAGGGACUUUUGGCUGACAGAAGAAGGUGUGAACCCAUCAGCACCGCCCACAAUCCAUCCCGACCUGCUUCACUACAUCGUCACACACGAUCCCCGCCUCUCCCCCUCCCCCUCCACCCGCCCUUCCACCUCCUCCCCCCCCAACGCCUCCUCCCCUCCCCUCUCCCCCUCCUCCUCCGCCUCCCCCCCCAACACUCCCCCCCCUCGCUCCCUCACUCACUCUCGCUCGCUGGCGGAUGGGCGGACAAGGGGGAGAAUGGGGGGAGAGGAGGGGGAAGUGGAAGCGGGGGGAGGAAGGGAAGAUGGGAGAGUAGGCGGAGGGGAGGAGGGAGGAGGGGAAGGGGAGGGAGGUUUUGAGGAGGAGGGGUUAUCAGUGGGAUCGGAUAUGGAGAUAGAUGGGAUGGUAGUUGAGGGGGAAGAGGAUGGAAAUGGGGAGGGUGGAAGGUUGGGAAGGGAGGAAGAGGAGGACGACGAGGAGGGGAGGGGAUGGGGAGACGGUCGACUGAAGACGAUGGAUCCCAAGCUGGAAGCUCCUUCAAGAUCAAGCUUCUGCAGAGCCGUGCAUUUACCGUUGGCGAGCAGGCGCUUCAUCGCCGUUGACGGAUUAAGCCACGAGCUACGGGACCCGAAAGUCGCAGUCCUGAACGCCGUGCAUCACUUGAACGCCGUGCAUCACCUGAACGCCGUGCAUCAACUGAACGCCGUGCAUCACUUGAACGCCGUGCAUCAACUGAACGCCGUGCAUCACCUGAACGCCGUGCAUCAACUGAACGCCGUGCAUCACUUGAACGCCGUGCAUCACUUGAACGCCGUGCAUCACUUGAACGCCGUGCAUCACUUGAACGCCGUGCAUCACUUGAACGCCGUGCAUCACUGGUCAAGAUCCGCUCGCCAACGGUACGUGUGUCUUGUGCGACUCUCGAAAGCAUCUCGAAAGCGACGAUCGCGUCCUUUCGGCUUGUCGUCGCAGUCACGCUCGCCGUCGCCGUCCGUCGCCGUCCGCUCGUGUCGUCCGCUAGAACCUGACCGUCCGCCGGCGACGCACCGCGACUCACGGAUGGUGGACGCAUGGCGAAGCGCGACGACGCGUGGCGGCGUAUGGCGACUCAUGGCGGCGUAUGGCGACUCAUGGCGAUGCAUAGCGAAGGGAGAUGCUUCUUCGGGCUCGUCUAACCGUGCACGGCGCAUCGGAGGCCCUUGGCGACGCUUCGACCGUCGCUUACCAGCUGCGACCGUCGCUUACCAGCUGCGACCGUCGCUUACCAGCUGCGACCGUCGCUUACCAGCUGCGACCGUCGCUUACCAGCUACGAUCGCAGCGACGCUUCGCUCCGGUUGAGGGCGACGCUUCUUCGGGCUCGUCUAACGGCGCACGGGGCAUCGGCGGCCCUUUGCGACGCUUCGACCGUCGCUUACCAGCUGCGACCGUCGCUUACCAGCUGCGCCAGGCUUCGGUUGAGGGGCGCACGGACGCGUUUCUCGCCGGCGAACGGCGCGUUUCGAAGGCGGACAGCGCGUUUCGCGGGCGGACAGCGCGUUUCGCGGGCGGACGGCGCGUUUCGCGUGCUGACGGCGCGUUUCGCAGGCGAAUGGCGCGUUUCACGGGCGGAUGGCGCGUUUCACGGGCGGAUGGCGCUCUUAGUGCAGCCAUCAGGAUCGAGAGUGGGAGCGCCAACGACGGACAGGACCCAUGCGCAGAGGGAGCAGCGGGGCUGGGAGUUGACGGCGCUGGCUGCAACAACUCCUUCGCGCUGGUACGCUGUCAGUUCCUGUUCCUUGUGUUAUUGUAUUCCAUUGCAGUUCGCGACAUCAGGGUGGGGGCUGACGGCGCUGGCGGCAGCGGGAGGCUGCAACAGCUCAUCCACAUGCUCACGGCGUGGAAGUGGGAGCGGGAGCUGACGGCGCUGGCUGCAACGACUCCCAUCCAUGUGGAGUCUACGGCGCUGGCGGCGUCGAUUGCUCGUCUCUCUUGGAGCUGCGGGAGAGGGCGGGAGCCAACGGCGCUGGCGGGACAACAACGCUGGCGGGGACAACGACGCUGGCGGGACAACAACGCUGGCGGAAACAACGGCGCUGGCGGGGACAACUACGCUGGCGGGGACAGCGGCGCUGGCGGCGAGGAGCUUGGAGGAGGAGGUUUCAUCCUCACCCCCCCCUCCCCUCCCUCCCCAUUCCCCCUCCCCAAUUGCAGAUUCGGUUUGGGUGGGUUUGGGUGGGUGUAG